Molecule: messenger RNA, 1753 nt
Organism: Amorphotheca resinae ATCC 22711
Lineage: Eukaryota; Fungi; Ascomycota; Leotiomycetes; Helotiales; Amorphothecaceae
Exons: 7
Coding region: 400-1668 (422 amino acids)
Biological process (GO): proteolysis
Molecular function (GO): cysteine-type endopeptidase activity
Source: RefSeq, a predicted model, not a curated record
CCGAACCGUCACACUCUCGCUGAGCGCCCAGUUGGAAUACCCGUCUACGCGCUGCUGCUGCUCUCCCUCUCCCCGUCCCUCGUCCCUCGUCCGCUGCGUGUCCUCCGUCCGAGCUGCCCGCCCCGGUCCCUCUGAUCCUAGCCCACCUGCCCCACGGUGUCUGCCAUUGCCCAGGAUACCCAAGCUCCGGUAUAAAGAUUCCUGUUGAUCUCCCGUCUGCGAACUUUUGUCUCAGGACCACAAGAGUAGUCGAGCUCAAAAGUUCGUUCAAGGCCGACCCUUCAGCGCCAGCAGAAACACCAUUAUUCAUCCACGGGAGCGCCUCGGCGUCAAGCCGAUAACAAACACCCUUUCUUCCCUCUCCCGCCCUUCUUCACUAUAAUCUACCCCCCGAGAGACAUGUCGGGAUAUCAAGGUGGUCCUGGCUACCAGGGGGGAUAUGGAGGUCCACCACCACCACAGCAGUAUUCGCCCCAGCCAAACUACUACCCACCUCACGGCUAUGGUCCACCACCCCCUCAAGGUGGUUACGGCUAUCAGCAACCUCCCCCUCCCCCGCAACCAUAUGGAUACUCUCAUCCCCCUCCACAACAAUAUGGUGGCUAUGAUGGUCGACCGCACAAUGCGCAGCAAUUCAACCGACCAGGAAUGCCCUCAGUCCAGUCCAACGCCUACGUGAAUGGCAACCCCCAGGCCCCCGCCCCGCCCCCUCAAACACCACAAGCAUUUGGAGGUGGUGCGCCCCAAAGCUAUGCUUUCCAAUAUUCAGCCUGUACUGGGAAGCGAAAGGCGCUUCUGAUCGGAAUCAACUACUUUGGACAGAGAGGACAACUACGGGGAUGCAUCAACGAUGUGAAGAACAUGUCCGCUUUUCUGAACCAGAAUUUUGGCUACCAACGAGAUGACAUGGUCAUUCUCACGGACGAUCAGCAAAACCCGAUGAGUCAGCCGACAAAGCAGAACAUACUGCGCGCAAUGCAUUGGCUAGUGAAAGAUGCUCAGCCAAAUGAUUCCCUCUUCUUCCACUAUUCUGGUCACGGAGGUCAAACCAAGGACCUCGACGGAGACGAAGAGGAUGGGUACGACGAGGUCAUCUACCCUGUAGAUUUCCGCCAAGUCGGGCAUAUUGUCGAUGAUGAGAUGCACAGAAUCAUGGUUCGGCCAUUACAACCCGGUGUGCGACUGACCGCAAUCUUCGAUUCUUGUCAUUCAGGAACCGCGCUCGACCUGCCGUACAUUUACUCCACCCAAGGUGUUCUCAAGGAGCCGAACCUUGCAAAGGAGGCCGGACUUGGUCUUCUCAGUGCUAUCUCUUCUUAUAGCCAUGGUGAUCUCAGCGGUGUUGCGAACAACCUAUUUGGAUUCUUCAAGAAAGCAACAUCUGGUGAUGAUGCAUAUAACAGAAGCCUUGCGACUAAGACAUCGCCAGCCGAUGUUAUCAUGUGGUCUGGUAGCAAGGACGACCAAACUUCGGCCGACGCAACCAUCGCCGCCCAAGCCACCGGCGCCAUGUCCUGGGCCUUCAUCACCGCCAUGAAGAAGAACCCUCAGCAGAGCUACGUCCAACUGCUCAACAGCAUCCGUGACGAGCUCGCUACCAAGUACACCCAGAAACCACAGCUGAGUUGCAGUCAUCCACUGAACACCAACCUCCUCUUCGUCAUGUAAAUUAGAAAAGAAAGAAAUUAUUCCUCAUCAUACUCGGCGUUUCUUGUGCAUAUCAUAUCAUAUCAUAUCCAUAUCCAUAUCCGGG